AUGGCCACCGCCGAAAAGACAGAGAAGCAGAAGCAGUUCCAAGUACCAGAUGACGAGUCUGGUGAGGACUAUGAUAGUGCCGAUGAUUAUACGGACGAUGAUGACCAGAACCCUUCCGCCAAGAACAAUCAGCUUCAACGUCGCCGUCGGCCACAACAGGCCAAGCAACAAGAUGAUCUCGAUGAAUACUCGGACGAAGACGACUACUCGGAUGAAUAUUCUGACGAGUAUUCCGAUGACGAGGAUGUCAUGCAACCCAGAAGAGCCAUGCAGCCAUAUAAUGGUAACCAGGGCGACCAUAUUCCGGAUGGUGACUUUAACGUGAUUGACGAAAAGGGAAAAGACAUUGAUGAGGAGGAAGGCAUGAAGUUGAAGAUCGAGUUGAAUUUGGAGAUUGAAGUGGAACUCAAGGCCCGCAUUCAUGGUGACUUGACCCUCGCUCUAAUGUAA
Molecule: messenger RNA, 450 nt
Organism: Penicillium odoratum
Lineage: Eukaryota; Fungi; Ascomycota; Eurotiomycetes; Eurotiales; Aspergillaceae
Exons: 1
Coding region: 1-450 (149 amino acids)
Source: RefSeq, a predicted model, not a curated record